Molecule: messenger RNA, 3381 nt
Organism: Neolamprologus brichardi
Lineage: Eukaryota; Metazoa; Chordata; Actinopteri; Cichliformes; Cichlidae
Gene: slc24a2b
Product: solute carrier family 24 member 2b
Biological process (GO): long-term synaptic potentiation; intracellular calcium ion homeostasis; calcium ion transmembrane transport
Cellular component (GO): plasma membrane
Molecular function (GO): calcium, potassium:sodium antiporter activity; calcium channel activity
Source: RefSeq, a predicted model, not a curated record
UGAGGAUUUACUGUUGAGACCUGCACUGAACACCUGGGAUCAUUUUGUUUUAAGAGUCAAUUUACAGGAAUAUUCACUCAGAGAUUCAGGAUCUGACAAGCUGUUGACUGCUGUACUUUUCUCCACUGAACUGGAGAUAUCCAAGAGUGUGUGUAAUAUGGGGAAACCUUUAAAUGGUAUAGAUCCUGGAAUCAGACUGAAGGGCUUCCGUUGUGUUUAAACCUGGCAGCAGCAUGCAAACCAAUUGGUAAACCGCCGUGGCCUGUCAAACCCCCACCCUUAUAGCCAAUAUCACCACCAACCCAGCUUUUGGGGGAUUACAGACACUUCCACUCUGACAACCUGCACCAAACAGAAUGGAUUUCAUCCUACCCAUAAGAAAUCAAGACCUGAUAGCAUAUUCCAGCUCACCACCUCGCCUGGGCCCUCAAAGUAGGAGUACCAUGCACUUGUACCAUGGUGUCAAGAGAAAGCUACGGCCUGGACGGAUUUUGGGCUUUAUCAUCAGCCUGGUGGUUGUCUGCACAGUCUGUUCAUGGAGUGCCUUGAUGCUGGCCAAAUCAGUGACCACUCAGGUAGAUUCAGCUGCUGAACGCUCAGCUGAGGGAGCAAUGCCCCAAAGAACUCUUCUGCAGUACCGGAACCUUUCAGCGGCACCAGAGGAUACACCGGUGGCCAUGAAAUCCUCCAGUAUAGAGCUGAAUCAUGGGGACUACCCAACGGACUAUUUCAGUGUGGAGGACAGGCGCCAGGGCUACGUAGUGCUUCAUAUGUUUGGCAUGUUGUACAUGUUCAUAGCUUUAGCCCUUGUCUGUGAUGAGUUCUUUGUUCCUGCACUCACGGUCAUCACAGAGAAGCUGGAGAUCUCUGAUGAUGUAGCAGGAGCCACCUUUAUGGCUGCAGGUGGGUCUGCCCCAGAACUCUUCACAUCUGUUAUAGGAGUCUUCAUCUCCCACAGCAAUGUGGGUAUUGGUACCAUUGUGGGAUCGGCUGUCUUCAACAUCCUAUUUGUAAUUGGGAUGUGCGCCUUGUUCUCCAAAGAGGUGCUGAAUCUCACCUGGUGGCCUCUGUUCAGAGAUGUCUCAUUCUAUAUUGUUGGCUUGCUCAUGCUCAUCUAUUUCUUUUUGGAUAAUCAAAUUGUGUUGGCAGAAAGUGUUAGUCUGCUGCUAUUCUACACCUUCUAUGUGACUUUCAUGAAGUUCAAUGCCAAAUGCGAAUUGAUCAUCAGAAGCAUUUUUGGCAGUAACCAGGUGGACGAGCUGGAGAAUGCACAGAAGGUAAAUGCCCCAAGUGAUGAUGAGAACAAGCUUACGGCGAAACCCAGGCUGCAGAGGGAAGGCAGCUGUGCUUCUCUACACAACUCGCUGAUGAGAAACAGCAUCUUCCAGCUCAUGAUACACACACUGGAUCCCCUCAGUAAUGAGGGACAAUUUAAAGAGAAGGCUUCAAUCCUUCACAAAAUGGCCAAGAAGAAGUGUAAAGAAGAUGGUGCCACUGCCAACGGAGUAGCUGAUAAAAAGAUCACAAACAGUACAAAUGUUGCAGUGGAAGUUACACCACCAAUGAAUGGUGCUGCAGGAGGAGAUGAGGAUGGUGAGGAAGAUGAAGAUGAAGACAAGCCUUUGAGCCUGGCAUGGCCUGACACUCCCAGGAAACAAAUCACCUACGUCUUGAUCCUGCCAAUCAUCCUCCCUCUCUGGCUCACGCUACCUGAUGUCAGGAGAGAGACCUCAGAAAGGUUCUUCCCGGUCACUUUCCUCGGCUCCAUCUUUUGGAUUGCGUUCUUUUCCUACCUGAUGGUGUGGUGGGCUCAUCAGGUUGGAGAAACUUUCUGGAUCACAGAAGAAAUCAUGGGUUUGACAAUAUUAGCAGCUGGCACUUCAAUUCCUGACUUGAUCACCAGUGUGAUUGUAGCUCGAAAGGGCCUCGGUGACAUGGCUGUGUCCAGCUCAGUGGGCUCCAACAUCUUUGACAUCACUGUGGGUCUGCCAUUCCCCUGGCUCAUUUUCAACAUUAUCAAUGACUUCAAGCCAGUGGAGGUGAGCAGCAAUGGCCUGUUCUGCGCCAUCGUCCUUCUCUUCCUCAUGCUGCUGUUUGUCAUCAUGUCCAUUGCCGCUUGCAAGUGGAGAAUGAGCAAGAGUCUGGGCUUUCUUAUGUUUUUGCUGUACUUUGUUUUCCUCGUUGUCAGUGUCAUGCUGGAGGACAGAAUUAUUGUCUGCCCCGUUACAGUCUGAGGGAGGGACUCUGGUUAACUGCUGGUCAAACAGCAGAAAUUAAGCAUAACACCACAUAUUGACCAUUACAUAAAACAAACAUAUACACACUGUCACUCAAUAUGCACACAGUAGAGGUCUGCAUAGCCACUGUCCACACACAGACAUACAGGUUUGCACCCACACACACACGCGCGCGCACACACACACCCACACACACACGCACACGGUUGUUGAUGUCAGCUAGGCAGAAGCCGUGACAUAAAUCAAUCUUGCAAAUUCAGGCUGGUGCAUCCGUGGAAAACAGACCUGUGCUUCUUUUAUGGAUUUCAUGCCAUCGAAUAAGAAGAAUUCUCUUUCUCCGACAUGACUGCAAGCAGUUUCUGUUGUUGGCUGAAACAUGCUGAAAAUAAUUGAUGGUCAGUGAAGAAAAAAGCCAGAUUGAAAUGUCAGUCAGAAGAAAUCUUCAGCUGUUUUUGGUUUGUUGAUGAAGAUGUCUCAACCCAAGUAUGAGACAUCAUUACUCUUACAAGCAGAUAUUUAGUAUAUAAGAUCAUUAUGAGGGUGAUGUCCAAUACUCCAUGUACUUUGCUACAUCAGAGAAAUGUUAUGUGUUUUUAAAUACAUUUUGACAUUUGGGGUCAUAUUUGGCAGAAUUGCUACCCAUCCACUGAAAUCUAUUGUAGCACAUAUCAAAUACUAAAUAGUUGCUGUACAUGGAUAAAACUGGCUAAGGUUGUCAGUACUGCCUAAAUAUGUAUAUCCCAACUAUCUAUAACGAGCUUGUGAACAUGACUUCUUCGGUUCUGGCUGCCUUUACAUUGCAUGACUUUAGUGAAGGGUUGAUUCCCAGAGAUGCAGUUUGGACAACGAGUGCUGGACUAAAGAUUAACAGAGGUUGUUUUAUUUUACUUGUUAAACUUCAAGGUUAUUUUUCAACUUAUAUGUUCCUGAAAAAAGAGUGUUCAAUAUAAGCGAUAUCACUGCUUUUCAUCUGUAUUAUUUUGAUGUAAAACAACUAAUGUACUGUAAAAGAUAACACAGAUUUGUGUUAUUUCUGUUAGACUUACAGGUUGUAAGCCAUUGUUCAGUUAGUGACAUAACACUGAGUAAAAAGCAUGGAAUUUUACAUCCCUAGUAGUAGUAAGAAAACACAGUACAAUGUUUC